This is a messenger RNA of Rhincodon typus (whale shark), 818 nucleotides long. Its product is annotated as pseudouridylate synthase 7 homolog. Lineage: Eukaryota; Metazoa; Chordata; Chondrichthyes; Orectolobiformes; Rhincodontidae. The annotation marks the transcript as partial. The record is from RefSeq and is a predicted model, not a curated record. Gene Ontology annotation, biological process: pseudouridine synthesis. Gene Ontology annotation, molecular function: RNA binding; pseudouridine synthase activity. Gene Ontology annotation, cellular component: nucleus. The transcript is spliced from 4 exons.
AUAGGUCUAUCAUGAACAAAUAUACGGACUUCCUUUGAAAAAAAUUGUUCUGCUUACAUGGUCUUGAACAAAAUGGAAGUGGAGGAAGCAAAUAAUUUAGCCAAGAAACGUUCUGCGCUCAAUGAUGAAGAACAAACCAAAACUGGACAAUGUAAGAGGCUCAAGCUUUCAGAACCUGGUAUAUCUUCAGGCCAGUCUGGUAUUGGUAAGCAUGCUGAAGUGCUUGAAAGUGGUUUGCAAGCCAUCUCAUCUGAUAUAGAAGGGAAAGAAGAUGUGGAAGAAAUAGACAAUGCUGUACUUGAGGAAGAUGAAGAAGGUGAUGGAGACAGUUUUGCUAAUAUGAUGAAAUAUGGCUUAGUUGAGCAGGAUGUUGGAAUCACAAAGUUUGUCAGCACUCACCAAGGUUUCUCAGGAAUUCUAAAGGAAAGGUAUUCAGAUUUUGUUGUUCAUGAAAUAAACAAGGACGGGAAGAUAGUUGUUCUGGAUGACUUGUCUGUACCAGCUAAUAAUGAGGAACCUUCAGAGGACAUUUUUUCUGUUUUGUCUGACCAAGAUAAGCAACGUUUAGAAGAUCUUCAACACUUGAAGAAUAAGGAAGACUCUGUUGUAAUAGAGGUAGUUGAAGAUACUAAGGAAAAAAGAACAGUUAUUCAUCAGGCUGUGAAAAGUCUCUUUCCUGGGCUAGAGACUAAAACUGAAGAAAGGGAUGGAAGGAAAUUUAUUGUAGCUUACCAUGUGGCUGGGAAGACUGCGUUGGCAAGUAAGUUUUAUACAGUGGAUGAUCUUCAUAGAUUUGACACUUUGACAAAUUUCCUAAA